AUGGACACGGACGGAAAUUCAGGAGACGCGUCGAGGGUGGUCCAUGUGCGCUUCAUCACGAAGCUCGACCGUCCUUUCAAAGUUCCAAAUUCCUCCAUUUCCGUCGCCUCCAAUUUCACCCGAUUUGGCCUAUCCAGCGUCGUUAACAAUCUUAUCCAAACAGAGAAUCCUGAUUGGGAAGUGGAGCCUUUUGAUUUUCUUAUCAAUGGCGAGCUGGUUCGGAUGUCGCUUGAAAACUUCCUUCUUGCCAAGGGCAUUUCUGCGGAAACAAUAUUGGAAAUUGAAUACAUACGGGCUGUAGUUCCACGCAAAGAAGAAGAACCUUCGUUACAUGAUGACUGGGUCAGUGCAGUUGAUGGUUCUAGUCCCAGGUUUUUUUUAACAGGGUGCUAUGAUGGUUUAGGAAGGGUAUGGAAAGCUGCUGGUGUAUGUACACACAUACUGGAAGGACACAGUGAACCUGUUUCUUCUGUUAGCAUAAGCAAUCCAGAAGGUGCAGAUAGUGUUACCGUAGCUACUGCUUCGAAAGACCGGACACUUAGACUGUGGAAGUUCAAUGCAGAAGAUACCAGAAGAAAUCCUUUGAAGAUAAGUGCAUUCAAAAUUUUGCGUGGACAUAGAGCAUCUGUUCAAAGUGUUGCUGCUCAGACCUCUGGAAACAUGAUCUGUUCAGGCUCUUGGGAUUGCACAAUCAAUUUGUGGCAGACAAAUGAGCCAGUUUCAGAAGGUGACACUGUAUCAACAAAGAAGAGAAAAACCACUGGUCAAGCUAAGGAAUCUCAGUCGGAGGGGGAGGCUGUUUCUUCUCUAGUGGGCCACACACAAUGUGUAUCUUCUGUAAAGUGGCCGGAGCGUGAAACAAUAUAUUCUGCAUCGUGGGACCACUCUAUUAGAAGGUGGAAUGCCGAGACUGGCAAAGACUCGUUGAACAUAUUCUGCGGUAAAGCCCUCAACUGUCUUGAUAUUGGAGGUGAAAGUUCCGCUCUUGUUGCUGCUGGUGGUUCUGACCCUAUUCUUAAGAUAUGGGAUCCUCGUAAACCAGGAACUUCUGCUCCUGUCUAUCAAUUCUCAUCUCACACUUCUUGGGUUACGGCAUGCAAGUGGCAUGAGAAGUCUUGGUUUCAUUUAAUUUCUGCAUCUCAUGAUGGAAAAGUUAUGCUGUGGGAUUUGAGAACUGCUUGGCCCUUAUUUGUCAUUGAUGCGCACAAAGACAAGGCACUAUGUGCUGACUGGUGGAGAGGUGAUACUGUGCUUAGUGGUGGGGCAGAUUCAAAGCUUUGCAUGACUUCUGGGGCUUCUGUGCUCUAUAAGCAGGAGAGUGAUUUGAAGAUGGAAGUUGCAUGGCUGGGAACAUCCUCAAAGCUCUCUCCACAUUUCUCAUGA
This is a messenger RNA of Prunus armeniaca (apricot), 1383 nucleotides long. The record is from the annotation of a GenBank genome assembly. NCBI's taxonomy places the organism in Eukaryota, Viridiplantae, Streptophyta, Magnoliopsida, Rosales, Rosaceae.